Molecule: messenger RNA, 345 nt
Organism: Strongylocentrotus purpuratus (purple sea urchin)
Lineage: Eukaryota; Metazoa; Echinodermata; Echinoidea; Camarodonta; Strongylocentrotidae
Product: N-acetylmuramic acid 6-phosphate phosphatase-like
Exons: 3
Coding region: 1-345 (114 amino acids)
Biological process (GO): dephosphorylation; DNA repair
Molecular function (GO): phosphoglycolate phosphatase activity
Source: RefSeq, a predicted model, not a curated record
AUGAAUAAUGGGUAUUCAAUAGCUGUCAACACCUCCGACAGUCGCGUCACGACUGAAAGCAUCUUAGAACGAUUGGGUGUGUCCGAUCUGGUGGACAUGGUGGUGUGUGGAAGCGACGCUGGAGUCAAACCCAAGCCUGAUGCGUAUACCGCCCUCAAAAUCUGCUCAGCACUAGGAGUAGAUCCCAAGAAUGCUGUGUUUAUAGGAGACACCAUCACUGAUGCUAUGGUGCGGAAAGAAUGUGUUCUUUCUGGAGGUAUAGAUAAAGCAAUAUUGGAGAAGAAAGCGGAUAUUGUUGUGGACAGCAUAGAAGAAGCAGCAGACGUAAUCCUCAAUCAAAAUUAA